This is a messenger RNA of Morus notabilis, 3265 nucleotides long. Its product is annotated as serine/threonine-protein kinase CTR1. Gene Ontology annotation, molecular function: ATP binding; protein kinase activity. The transcript has 17 exons. The coding region runs from base 336 to 2870 and encodes 844 amino acids. Lineage: Eukaryota; Viridiplantae; Streptophyta; Magnoliopsida; Rosales; Moraceae. The record is from RefSeq and is a predicted model, not a curated record. Gene Ontology annotation, biological process: protein phosphorylation.
GUUUAACAAAGAAAAAAAGAAAACGGAAAAAGAAAUUUCGGAGAAUAUUACCAUUACACCACCGCAUAAAAUCGCACCGCUUUCUUUCCUUUCUCUCUCCGACAAUCGAAUUCUAGAGCGAGAAACGCCAGACAAACGCGAAAAAGAAAAAAGAAAAAAGAGAAAAGAAAAGGAAGAAGUGUUUGUAGAGAGAGAAAGUCGGACCUGAUUAUCAAAACAACAACAAAAAAAAAGUCGGACCUGCUUCUUUCCAUUUGGUCUCGAGACUUUCUUCAACAAUGGCGGGUUUUAGGGUUUCUAGGGGUUUGUGACUGGCGAAUUCGGCGGCAAUCUCGAUGGAAAUGCCCGGUAGGAGAUCGAACUACUCGCUCCUCAGCCAAUUCGACGAUGACCAGUACGGCGGCGGCGGCGGCGGAGGUGUCGCCGGAGGUUCGUUCUACGAGACUGUGUCGGGGGAGGGGAAGAGCAACAACAACAAAGGGAAGGUGGAGAGAGGAUUUGACUGGGAAUCGCCGGGAGGCGAUCACAGAGGGAAUAACAACAAUAACAAUAAUAAUCAGCAGGUGAAUCGGAUCGGGAAUAUGUUCUCGUCGUCGUCGUCGACGAUCGGGUUGCAGAGGCAGUCGAGCGGGAGUAGCUACGGCGAGAGCUCGCUCUCCGGUGAGUAUUACGGGCCGACUCUGUCGGCCUCGGCGGCCAACGAGAUCGACGCGCUCGGGUACUUGCAUGACGAUGUGGUCAAGAUUGGAGGAGUAGGAGGGCAGUACAGGUUGAAGGGCGUGGACGGAGGCGGCGGGACCGGGGGAUCGUCGUGGUCGGGGAAGAGCUGGGCGCAGCAGACGGAGGAGAGUUACCAAUUACAGCUAGCUUUGGCGCUCCGGUUGUCGUCCGAUGCGACUUGCGCAGAUGAUCCCCAUUUCUUGGAUCCGGUGCCCGACGAAUCCUCCAUAAGGACGGCGUCGUCGAAUUCGGCCGAGGCCGUCUCGCAUCGGUUUUGGGUGAAUGGCUGCCUCUCGUACUUUGACAAAGUUCCUGAUGGCUUUUACCUAAUUCAUGGAAUGGAUCCAUAUGUAUGGACUAUGUGCACUGAUCUGCAAGAGAAUGGUCGUAUACCAUCACUUGAAUUGCUCAAGUCCGUUGACUCUAGCAUUGGCUCUUCAAUUGAAGCAGUUCUUGUUGAUAGACGUAGUGACCCCGGUUUGAAGGAACUGCACAAUAGAGUCCUAAGCAUUUCUUGUAGCUGUAUAACAACCAAAGAAGUUGUAGAUCAGCUUGCAAAGCUUGUAUGCAGUCGCAUGGGGGGUUUAGCUUCCACAGGAGAAGAUGAUUUGGUUUCGGUUUGGAGGGAGGGUAGUGAUGAUCUAAAAGAUUGCUUAGGAUCUGUAGUUGUUCCUGUAGGCAGUCUAUCCAUUGGCCUCUGCAGACAUCGUGCUUUGCUAUUCAAAGUGUUAGCUAAUACAAUUGAUUUGCCAUGUCGAAUUGCGAAGGGCUGUAAAUAUUGUAGAAGAGAUGAUGCUUCCUCGUGUCUUGUCCGCUUUGGGCUUGAUAAAGAGUAUUUGGUAGAUUUGGUUGGGAAUCCAGGUUACUUAUGUGAGCCUGAUUCCGUGCUCAAUGGUCCGUCAUCCAUCUCAAUUUCUUCACCCUUGCGCUUUCCACGACUGAAACCAGUUGAACCUGCCAUCGAUUUCAGGUCACUGGCCAAACAGUAUUUCUCAGACUGCCAGUCACUUAAUCUGGUAUUUGAUGAAGCUUCCUCAGGACCCACCACUGAUGAAGAAAACCGUCGGUUUCCCAUGUAUUCCAAAUCACAUGAUAGGAAAUGCGCGGAUGUAAACAACUUUUUGCCGAUUCCAGGUCAUGGUGAUGACAUGUCUCGGCGUGGCAAAGCUGGUCGGUCUGGUGGCGAAGGUAGUCCCCAAAAUACUGUACAGCCAACAACCAAAGAACCACAUAUGGGGCAUGUAGGGGGCGGUCAACUGAUUCCUAAACCAAGCAACAAUCUUACCCUUGACAUAGAGGAUUUGGUCAUUCCGUGGAGUGAUCUGGUACUAAAAGAGAGAAUUGGAGCAGGUUCUUUUGGCACCGUCCAUCGCGCUGAUUGGCAUGGCUCAGAUGUUGCUGUGAAGAUUCUUAUGGAACAAGACUUUCAUGCAGAACGCUUCAAUGAAUUCUUGAGGGAGGUUGCCAUAAUGAAACGCCUACGGCAUCCAAAUAUUGUUCUCUUUAUGGGCGCAGUGACGCAGCCACCAAACUUGUCCAUAGUCACAGAAUAUUUAUCAAGAGGGAGCUUGUAUAGGCUUUUGCAUAAACCCAGUGCAAGAGAGAUGCUGGACGAGAGGCGUCGGUUGAAUAUGGCUUAUGAUGUGGCAAAGGGAAUGAAUUAUCUUCAUAGACGUAAUCCCCCUAUAGUUCACCGAGAUCUAAAAUCUCCAAAUCUUCUUGUUGAUAAGAAAUAUACUGUGAAGGUUUGCGAUUUUGGUCUUUCACGUCUAAAGGCGAAUACAUUUCUUUCAUCAAAGUCGGCCGCUGGGACUCCAGAGUGGAUGGCACCAGAAGUUCUCCGUGAUGAGCCAUCAAAUGAGAAAUCAGACGUUUACAGCUUUGGUGUAAUAUUGUGGGAACUUGCCACGCUGCAACAGCCAUGGAGUAAUUUAAAUCCAGCACAGGUUGUGGCAGCUGUUGGUUUUAGGAACAAAAGGCUUGAGAUUCCGCGUGAUUUGAAUUCUCAAGUUGCUUCCUUAAUUGAGGCAUGCUGGGCCAAUGAGCCGUGGAAGCGACCUUCAUUUGCCAGUAUCAUGGAAUCUUUGAGACCGUUGACUAAACCUACUACGCCUCUUCCCGGCCAUCCAAAUAUGCAAUUACUAAGCUGAAGGGUCGUUGAAUAUUUGAUUAGUCUUAUUCAUGCACAUAGUACAGCAUUCUUAUUUGUUUUGAUAACUGGCAGGCCAUCACUGCCACUCAGAAUCUUCAAUAGUCUCAGAUUCAUUGAUGUCCUAUGUUUCUAUUACUAAUUACCGAUUGAGAAUACUGAUUCUUUUUUCACAAGGAACUCUACCACAAGUGUCGACAAGGUCUGCAUCAUAAUUUACCUCCCAGAAAUUAUAGUUUGCCUCCAUAGCCUUUUUGUCAAGCCAUCCCAGGAAAGUUGUAAAAUUUAUUUAAUUUAAUUUUGUUUUGUUUUGUUUUGUUUAUUGUAAUCUUGUAUGUAAAGAGUUGACUAGAAUGAGCUAAUGAGAAGCAGCUUCGCGGCAUUGCAUUCACACAA